AUGCAGUCGAUCCUCUCCCGCUUCAGCUCCACCGGCAGCUCGCUGCCCGCCGACGACGACUUUGGCAACAGCGGCGCCGCAGCCACCUCGUCCUUCCACACAAACCUCAAGCACAUCAACGGCACCCCUGCGCAGUUUGAGCUGCCCAACGUAGACCCUGCCACCUUCCUCUCUCAAUACACCGACGUCGACUCGUCGAACCCGGGCGCCAAGAUCAAGCUGUCGCACGGCACCACGACGCUCGCCUUCCGCUUCCGCGGCGGCAUUAUCGUCGCCGUCGACUCGCGCGCCACUGCGGGCUCCUACAUCGCCUCGGGCACCGUCAAAAAGGUGAUUGAGAUCAACCCGUACCUGCUGGGCACCAUGGCCGGAGGCGCCGCCGACUGCCAGUACUGGGAGACGUACCUCGGCAUCCAGUGCCGCCUCCACGAGCUGCGCAACAAGGAGCGCAUCAGCGUCGCCGCCGCCAGCAAGUACCUCAGCAACCUCGUCUACAGCUACAAGGGCAUGGGCCUCAGCAUGGGCACCAUGAUCUGCGGCUGGGACAAGACCGGACCCGCCCUCUUCUACGUCGACUCGGACGGCACCCGGCUCAAGGGCGACGUCUUCAGCGUCGGAUCCGGCAGCACCUUUGCCUACGGCGUCCUCGACCAGGGCUACCACUGGGACCUCUCGGACGAAGACGCCCAGGAGCUCGGGAGGAGGAGCAUCUACGCCGCCGCGCAUCGGGAUGCCUACUCCGGCAACACCAUCAACCUCUACCACGUCAAGGAGCACGGCUGGGAGUUUAUCGACAACUACGACGUGACAAAACUGCACUACGACGGUCCCGGCAACGUGCCCGGCGCGCCCGGCGGCGGAUACGGGUGGGACGUGCGGACGGCGGGCCUGUCGUCGAAGCUCGAGGCGAGACCGGGCCAGGAGGUCAGCGACCAGGGCGGCCGUAGGGCCGACGAGCAGCCCCUCACUGCCCAGAUUAGGCCCCAGCAGGCCUAG
Pseudozyma flocculosa PF-1 is the source of this 996-nucleotide messenger RNA. RefSeq lists its product as uncharacterized. Lineage: Eukaryota; Fungi; Basidiomycota; Ustilaginomycetes; Ustilaginales; Ustilaginaceae. Gene Ontology annotation, molecular function: threonine-type endopeptidase activity. Gene Ontology annotation, cellular component: proteasome core complex. The transcript is spliced from 4 exons. The record is from RefSeq and is a predicted model, not a curated record. The coding region runs from base 1 to 996 and encodes 331 amino acids.